Molecule: messenger RNA, 1494 nt
Organism: Anoplopoma fimbria (sablefish)
Lineage: Eukaryota; Metazoa; Chordata; Actinopteri; Perciformes; Anoplopomatidae
Gene: irx6a
Product: iroquois homeobox 6a
Exons: 6
Coding region: 1-1494 (497 amino acids)
Biological process (GO): cell development; neuron differentiation; regulation of transcription by RNA polymerase II
Cellular component (GO): nucleus
Molecular function (GO): RNA polymerase II cis-regulatory region sequence-specific DNA binding; DNA-binding transcription factor activity, RNA polymerase II-specific
Source: RefSeq, a predicted model, not a curated record
AUGGUAACAAAAGAAGCAGCUAUGUCUUUCUCGCAAUUUGGAUACCCUUACAAUGCAACUUCACAGUUUUUCGUGUCGGCAAACCCCAGUACGACUUGCUGCGAUUCGAUUUCCAGGUCGGUCUCUGAUGGGACAGGCGGACCCCAGACCGCCGCUGCCUCCUUCUGCUGCCCGUCCUACGAGAACCGGCUCCUGGCGAGCAGCCGGACGGAGCUGAACGCAGCGCUGGGGAUGUACAGCUCUCCCUACGCCGCAGCGGCUGCCGCCAGCCAGAACUACGCCAACUACUUCCCCUACAGCACCGACCCAUCGGCUAUCUACUCCACCCUGAAUCCACAGUAUGACAUUAAGGACAGCACAGGCACUUUACACUCUGGCAUUGCUCAAACCGCUGCAUACUAUCCCUACGACCAUUCACUGGGACAGUAUCAAUACGACAGAUACGGGACAGUAGACUUUAACGGCUCAGCCAGAAGAAAGAACGCAACUCGUGAAACCACCAGUACCCUGAAAACAUGGUUGUAUGAGCACCGCAAGAACCCCUACCCCACCAAGGGGGAGAAGAUCAUGCUGGCCAUCAUCACCAAGAUGACCCUCACCCAGGUGUCCACCUGGUUCGCCAACGCCAGGAGGAGGCUAAAGAAGGAGAACAAGAUGACCUGGUCACCAAAGAAUAAGGCCAACGACGACAGGAAGGAUGACUUUAACAAGAGCGACCAAGACUGUGUCACCAAAGAUUCUAGCGAUUGCAAGGAUGAGAAGGAUCUGCAUCUAAGUGAUCUGGAGGACAUGGACGACGACGACUGUGACAAGUUGGACAGUGACUGUGAAAAGGCGGCUGCAGAUGAGCAGGACCUCCACAGGGUCAUGGCAGUUUCUGGGACCCCUCAAAAGAGAGACUGUGGCUCCGAGCUGCACCUGAGUCUGACCAACAGCUUCCACACAUUCCCCUGCGCCAUCAAAAGUGUUACUACACUUCCUCCUCUCCCGUCUGACUUCCUGGACCCCGCGGUGUCCAAGGCAUUGCCUUCGACCGGAACUGUGUCCCUGUCUCACUUCGAAGCAUCAGAUAAGCCUCGGAUUUGGUCUCUGGCUCGUACGGCGGCUUCGGGGGUCAUACUGGGCCCUCAGCAGCAUGGCUCGGAGCUGAGGACAGGCAACUCCACCGGGGACUGCCAGCUCCAGAGCGCCAGGCUUACGGGACAGUGCGGGGGCAUGAGAGGCCUCCAUGAAUCUAGCGGUGUCACCAACACAGAGAGCCCAUUCCCAGAGGGCUUAUCCUUGCACUCAAAAGUCUAUGGCACUGGCAGCUACGGUCACAAGGACCUCCAACUGCACUGUUCAUCCUAUGCUGCCCUCCCAGACACAUGUCAGUACUCCACUAUUGAAGGAUUCUCUGGCGGCAAAGAGACACAGUCAUCUGACCUCAGUGAAGCCUGCGGGACCGUGCAGGAUGACAAGGUCACUGCGUUCAGACCAGUGAUGAAGAGGUGA